This is a messenger RNA of Mesorhabditis spiculigera, 867 nucleotides long. Lineage: Eukaryota; Metazoa; Nematoda; Chromadorea; Rhabditida; Rhabditidae. The record is from the annotation of a GenBank genome assembly.
AUGCUACCAGAACGCCCUUCGGUCGAGGAUCGGAUAGCCCUUGUCAAAGGUUGCUUCCUUCCGCUAUUGGUCUUCAAGGUGGCUGCUCGUACGGCACUGAACACACGUGAAUCUGACGAGGUGCUAUGCAUGUGCAAUUUCUCCUACAUUCCGCGGGACGUCGGCAAGCUGUACAACGAUUGCUACCAUUGGAACAAUGGGCUUGUGGAUCGUGUGCUGGACGAUCUCGUGCAUCCAUAUCGAGUAUGGGGUCUCCGUGAAGAGGAGGUCGUCUGUCUGUCUGCUAUUCUCGCGAUAAACCCUCUUUAUAAAGAUCUAUCCGAGAAAACGUCCGAUAUGGUAAUGGAGUUACGGAACAAGAUCCAGGAAUGUCUUUAUGUUGUGAUGCGGGAGACAAGACCUGGGCUUUCUGCUGUUCAUUUUGGCAAUCUACUCCUCACUCUUCCCACAGUUUCUACAAUCGCCAAUGAAAUGUGCGAAAAUCUGAAGCGGCGAUUGCCCGAGACGACCGACUCGCCGGUGGAAGCUGAACCGCGGAAAAUGCCGUUUUCGUUGCGUGAGGCCCCAACCGACUACACGUUGGCCGAGAUGUUUGACGAUUUGGACGAGGAAGUAGCGCCAAGCGGUUCCGGAUCUAAAGAAGGCCGCCCUCGAGCUUCUUCUCAACCUCCUGUCGCCUCUACCUCUCGGCUUCAUGGACUCGAGCCGAGGGUUCCACGAGAUUCGAUCCAUUCUUCCCAAGCACAACAAUUUACGUACAACGCUUAUUACACCAUGGCUCCCCAGAUGCAACCGUUUCCGGCACCAAGACGACCGCCGCUGCAGCCCCAUUUCUCAUAUCCGGCGACCACCAGCAGUCGUCCCGCA